This is a messenger RNA of Acaulospora morrowiae, 974 nucleotides long. The record is from the annotation of a GenBank genome assembly. Lineage: Eukaryota; Fungi; Glomeromycota; Glomeromycetes; Diversisporales; Acaulosporaceae.
AUGGAAAUCGAUACACUCUCUGUAAUUCUCAUAUUCCUAAUAGUCUUUUUUGUCUUCUUAACUAUUCGAGAUGCACCAAAUCCCGACGUGCAUCCAUUAUUGCUUACCUUGCAAUCCGAUGCAGCUAAGGUUAGGUAUCCUGGAGAGUCGGCAGUUUAUAGAAGAGGCGGAAGUCAGAACGGGAUGGGUAUAUUUGAAAGAGAUGCAAAGACUUUAGCGGAUUUGUUUUCUAAUAAAACAAACAAGGACAUGCAAUGCUUGGGUAGUCGACGAGAUGGGAGCGGGAAGUAUGUUUGGCAAACUUAUGAACAAGUGGCCGAGAGGGUUGCGAACUUUGGAUCAGGAUUGAUCAAGCAUACUGGGUUGGAGUCAAAAGACUUGCUUGGAAUUUUUAUGAAUAGUAGACCAGGUAUUGGAUUAGUACCAUUUAUUUGUUAUGAGGGAAUCAUUGACAUGCAAUUAACUAAUAAACAUGCAAUGUUUCAUGUAGAAUGGGUGAUCGCCGAUUUGGCAUCUAGUCAUUACAAUCUGAUCACUGUGGCCAUGCUGAGCAGUUCACCACGUCUCACCGAUGUCAUUAAUCAAUUACAGCUCACCGAUGUUCGAGUGAUUGUAGUGUCCCAAGAAACUCUACCAGUCAUAUUUUCGGCUUCGUCAUCACCUAACAGUUUAAGACACGUCAUUCUGGUCGGUGAUAACAAGACAGUCAUCACAGACGAACAGAGAGAACAGGCGAACGCUUUGAAGUUGAAUUUGUGUUCUUUUGAAGAGAUUGAAGAGAUCGGGAAGAAGGAAAGGGUAGAAUACAAAUUUGCUGCACCCAAAGACACGGCAACAAUAGUGUUCUCGAGGGGUACAACAUCUGAAGGACCCAAAGGAAUUGAGUUAACUCACGAGAAUAUUUUGGCGGACAUAGCUGGAAUACUUACCACCGUACACGAUAAGCAAAGGACAAACCAUGAGGACAGAUACUU